Molecule: messenger RNA, 8932 nt
Organism: Artibeus jamaicensis (Jamaican fruit-eating bat)
Lineage: Eukaryota; Metazoa; Chordata; Mammalia; Chiroptera; Phyllostomidae
Gene: MRPL17
Product: mitochondrial ribosomal protein L17
Exons: 4
Coding region: 6-602 (198 amino acids)
Biological process (GO): translation
Cellular component (GO): mitochondrial large ribosomal subunit; ribosome
Molecular function (GO): structural constituent of ribosome
Source: RefSeq, a predicted model, not a curated record
AGCGCAUGCGUCGUCUCAAAUACGACUCUCCGCAGUUUACCCUUGAAUUUUUAGUUCCGGCUUCUUCCAGAGAGCAGAGAGAAAUGCGCCUCUCGGUCGCUGCGGCUAUCUCACAUGGCCGCGUAUUCCGUCGCCUGGGCCUUGGUCCCGAGUCCCGCAUCCACCUGUUACGGAACUUGCUUACGGGACUAGUGCGACACGAACGCAUCGAGGCGUCUUGGGCGCGUGUGGACGAGAUGAGGGGCUACGCUGAGAAGCUUAUCGACUAUGGGAAGCUGGGAGACACCAACGAACGAGCCAUGCGCAUGGCUGACUUCUGGCUCACAGAGAAAGACUUGAUCCCAAAGCUGUUUCAAGUACUGGCCCCUCGGUACCAAGGUCAGAAUGGGGGCUACACGAGAAUGCUACAGAUCCCUAAUCGGAAUAAGCAGGAUCGGGCCAAGAUGGCAGUGAUCGAAUAUAAAGGAAACUGCCUCCCACCCCUGCCCCUGCCUCGCAGAGACAGCAAUCUUACACUCCUAAACCAGCUACUUCUGGGGCUGCGGCAGGACCAGGAAGCAAGUAUCCACAGCUCCCACACAUCUCAAAAACCAGGGAUUUAACUGGAGCCAAAGGGGAUUGGAGAAUGAACAUCUAGAAGUGAAACUUCUGUGGAAUCUGGUACCCUAAGAACCUUCAAGGAACACUACCACCUCUGUUGCUAGGCAGGAUCACAUAUUACCCUCAUGUGCUCCCCUCAAGCCCUGAAUGGGCCUCAAAGGAGAAGACCUGAGGACUCAGAUGUACUACUGUCCUGGUCAAAGGAGUGCAAGCAUUCAACCAAGGAUAUUGGACUCUAGGAUAACCUCCUUCCUCUUGUGGUGGGAGGGGGGCAAAAGUGGAGAGUGGAGUGAAGGACAGGUUUGAAGUGGGAGGUGGAUUAGGAAGUUAAACCUUCUGGGAAUUUCCUGGAAAAUUUUUAUUGUUGUCAAAUCUGGGCCUCUCUGGGAACUUAAAAAAGGGAAAUCCGGCUUAAGAAUGGCCAGAGCAUAUGAGAAGUAGGAAGUUCCUUUGUAUCCAUUAAUUACUGUGAAGCAAAACUUGGCCCAGGCAGGCUGCCUAUCACUCAAGGCUCAGAGGCUUAACUAGGGUGGUAGUUACCGGAAGACUUGGUGCUAUCACUCAGGCCUAAUCACUUGAUAGCAGGGCCCUUAUCCCAAAUACAGUUGGAAGAAGACAUUUUAGGCUGGACCUUCAGAGUGUAUUGGGCCUGAACCCAUCCAUUGUCUGAAAUAACAUUGGGUAAAGGUAAAGAGGUCACUGUUCUAGCAGAUAACUUAAGUGACAGCUAUUCUGGUGGUAUUUAAUGGCACCUUCUCUACUGACACUUAACCUACAACCAAUAAGGUUCUCCAUCUCUCCCUGUGCUCCAGUUUGUCCACACAUUCUUAUCAGAGAACUUGACGUUUGAGUGAUACACUAAACACUCAGAGCAUUUAUUAAUUAAACCUGUAACUGAAUGCUUCUGCCCCAAAAUUCAACCCAUUCCAUCUUUUUGGCAUGAACAUUCAUCUCAGCUAGAUAACUCAGACCCAUUCUUGACUCAUAGAGAAAGUUCUUAAUCUUAAAACCGUAUCUUUGUAUUAUUGGUAGCAGGUGGAUUAUGGCUGACUCUAAUCAUAGCUUUUCCUCUUAGCCCCAGAAAUAUAUCCCCCUUUGGAGCUUUCAGCAGUUUCUUAAGUGUUUAUUUAACAUCUGCUAGUACGCACCGUCAGUUUAGGCACUAGGGACAGUCUUUAUCAAGUGUUUGCCAUAUGUCAGGCUCUGAGCUAAACACUAGGGGUACAGAGAAAAACAACUCUCCAAGGAGUUCAGUCUAAUGGCCCACCACUGAUGCCACAGUGGCCUCAAAGGACAACUUCAUCCUCUUUAAUAUUUUGGCCCAAGUAAGUACAUAAACCCUAGAACAUUUACCAAAGGCUCAGGGACAACACUGGGAAAAUAACACAGGGUCCAGCAGAAGUAAGGCCUGCCUGAGUGUGGAUGGUAGUAGUAAGUAAUACAGGUGUAGUAAUUUAUAGUUUUAAUUUGAGUAUUUCACCUGAAGUAUCAUGGUGUGCUUCAAUGUGAUAUUGUUACAGAAUUAAAUGCUUAUGAUUUUAUAAUAAAGAGGGGGCAUUAUUUGUGCUGGUCCCUGUACUAUCAGCUUUGCUGACCUAUUCUGCAAAUAAUAACUUUUCAUCCCAAUUGUUGGAAUAUGCCCUUAAGUCCAUCUAGGCACCUCUUUAACAAAUUUCAACCCCACAAGAGAUGCCCACAUGCAUGAGAAUUCUCUCCACUUUCAGAGGGUCUCGGGAUCCAGUUUUUCACUGCAAGGUUGCGCCUACUUCAAAAAAUAAUGAAUUCUAGCCUCAACAGAUCAGUGACACAUUAUAAACCCAUUGUUCCGAGAGAACAACUACAAAAGCCAGGGACUAUUUCUUGCACCCAUUAAUAGUCAGAUUAACAGGUCAUGUUUAUUUCCACAAUGUUUCUGAAAUCUGCAGUCACAUCUCUCCCUAGUCUGAAAUCGAUGACAUCUCUAUCCUGGAUUAAUGUAAUUUGCCUCCCUCCACACUGCAGCCAGAGCAGUAGAACUCUGAUAUCUUAAUUCCAGGCUUGAUAAUCUGUGGCUUUUUUCCUGUAGGAAAGGAGUCAGGAUUCCUUAUGACUCCCUCAGUGACCAAGCAUCCACCUACUGUUGCAGCUACUUCCCUUGCCUCUAAUUUUAUACUCCAGAAGCAUGGAAGUCCUCAUUUUGACUGUUUCCCUAUGUACAGCUCCCCUUACCACUUUUGGUUGAUGCAGUCUCUACUACUCAGAAAACCCUCCUCCCAUUUUUACCUACCUACCUUUUGCACAAACAUGGCAUCUCCUGGGUGUCUCUUCUGACCAUCCACACACCUAAGUUCAUUACUUCAUGAUCCUAGGUGCACUACAAUGUUUAAAUGAUCCUCUGAAUUCACUACAUUGUAUUACAGUUUACCAACAGUGGGCUGGUUCCCAAACAUCCCUCCCAGAUUACCGGUACUAUAAAGCAAUCAGUAUUUCUGUCCCCUUGUUAUUGAUCCAGGAGAGGAAAGGCCUAAACUAAUUUCUGUUGAAUCUUUAGUGUUUCUCAGAAAAAUGUUACCAUGAUCUACAGAUAAAAAACAUUUUACCUCAGAAUAAUAAUCACAUUAUAACUGAAAAGCAUCAUAAAAUGUUUACUUUUAUAAAUAUGCACACUAAUAUUUAUACUCUUCUAGUUACUUUUUAAAAAAAUACCGGCCCUGCCCUGACUGGCAUGGCUCAGUGGGUUGGGCAUCCUGCAAAGCAAAAGGUUGCUGGUUCAAUUCCCUGGCAGGGCACAUACCUGGGUUGCAGACCAGGUCUUCUGUUGGGGACAUGUAAGAGGCAACCUGUUGAUGUUUCUCUCACAUGUCAAUGUUUCUCCCUCUCUCUCUUUUUCUGUCUCUAAAAAUAAUUUUUUUUUAAAGAAAAGGGCUCUUUAAAAAUAAAAAAUACUGGUCUCAAUUUACUAAAUUAAUUUUACAGCUCACUAGUGGAUUUCAACCUUUCCUGAAAAAAACCCUGAUCUCAACCAGCAUCAUAGUAACUCACUGUUGCCUUUGGGAUAAAAUCCAAGCUUGUGUCAUGACACAGGCUUCCUGUGUCCCAGAUGCAGCUACCUCUCAUCUUGUCUACUGUUACCUGCCUCCAUUCUUCAUAGAAAGCUACUUGUUACUUUCUGAACACAUACUUUUGUGCACAAUACUGCCUUUAAUGCUUGGUGUUUUUUAAUUUACCUCCUACUUGUCAUACCUCUGCCCAGAAGUGGCUUGAGGCCUCCAAAUUUCACUUUACCCUCUAAAUGGGGCUAGGUCCCUUCCAGUGUGCAGGUAUAGUCCUCAGGGCUUACACCUACUAAAGCUUUCAUCAUACCAUAUCACAAAUACCAGUCUGCUUGACUGAUUUCCUUCACUCAACCACCUGAGCUCCUGAAACUAGAAGCUGAAACUCAUUCUUCUGGAUAACUUUGUUCCUGCCAAAGGAGCAGGUUCAUAAUGGUGUUCAAUAUAAAUUUAUUAAAGGCAGAGGAGUAAGCUACAUGUUACCCAUGACAUAUUCGGCACUCUGACAGCUUUACAAAACAACAAACACAGUAUUGUGUGCGGGGACAGUGCUAAGCUACACUGCUGGGUAUACCAAAGCUAAGGAAAUGGGUUUCUUCCUCUCCAGGGACUUAAGUGCUCAUAACGACUGUCAAAAAUGUAAGCAUGAUUCUAAUUCAUUUCCCACACAUUUCAUAUUCCUGUUCCCUGAAAUCUUUCUCACCCUGAAAUCUUUCUCACCAGUCUACAGAUAGAAAAUACCCAUACAUUUUCCAAGACUUAGCCAAAAGCUAAAGCAAUGUGUCUUUCAUGAAGUAUUCACUGAAUUCCCUAAACAAAGCUAGGCCCUUUUCCAGCGGCCCAACUUCACACUGUACACCCUUCACUAGAUAGCGAACUCCUUGAGGUUAGGCAAAGUAUCUACUUUUGUGCCAUCCAGUAGAGAACGGGACAAAAUAAGCAUCUAAAAAUAUUGACUGUAUCAAUGCAUUGAACAAACUACUUCAGCCUAGCUUGGUAUGCAAAGCUCACUAACUCCUCCCUUCCCCAGUUUCCUCUUCAUCUGAAAAAGAACUUCCUGCGAUGCUGAUUUCCCAUUGUUCACUACUGAAUGACUGUACCCUUGAAGGCUUGCUUUCCUCUUUAAACACAUGGGCAUAUUGUAACUCAUGUCGCUGACUCCAAUAUACUUGAGAUUCUCUAAUAAUAGAAAUGAUCUGUGUGCCUAUAUUUUGAGGAAAGGGGUUUAAACUUCUCUGGCAUUUUACAUUAUGUUCCACAAUAUAAAAAUCAUUUUUUCAGUUCUUAGUACUUAAAUAUUGUACAUUACAUACACAUAUGAACUUCUGUCAUAAUUAAUGCUCUAGGAAAAUGAGCCUUGUUAACACUGUGGCUUCACAUAUACCUUGGCACCCCACCCUGUGGCCCAGCACUGGGAGCACAGUGUUAAGGUUUUACACCUGUUCACUUCAAGCCAAUGAAAAGAAAAUACAAAGGCUGUACCUAGGAAUGUCGUGGAAUUAAUGUCAUUGUCCUGGCAUAAUUUCUAAUUGUUUUUCCUUAAAAUUGUCUCAGAAACUUUCCUGCAGUUAUCUUUUUAUCCCAGAAGGAUAAGUGAAAGGUAAAAUAAUUCAGUUUUGUAUGUGCUGAGUUUGAGAUGCCUGGGAGCAUCUGGAGCUUGGGAAAGAGUUCUUUACUGGGAGAACAGAUUUGUCAGCAAUAAAAGCUAAGGAAAUGGAUGAGGUGACUCCCAAGGAAAGGAGGCUGAGGUUAGACGUUAGAAUCUAGGAAGGAGACUGAGAAAUUGCCUUCUAAGAGGAAAGAGAACCUGCAGAAUUCAUCACGGUACCCAGUGCAGUGUCUUCCUUGUGCACAGAAGGCCCUCAAAAAAUAAUCAAAUAUAUUCAGCAAGUAUAUUCCUUUCCCAUUCAAAGCACUUUGCUAGGAUAGAGAAUACAGGGAUGACUUUUCAAAGACCUAACAGGCCAAUUGGAAAGACAGAAUAAACAAAUACAACACUGUAGACAGGUAGUAUGAGAGUGAUACACACAAAGCUGUCUGGAGUACUAAGAAAGGAGGAGGUCAACGAAGAACUUCAGAGGAAGCAAUGCUACAGCUGAAUCUUGAAGAAAGUAGUUACCAACAUGGGAGAAGAGAAGUCGGCUGUGAGGGCAUCCCAGGCACUAAUAGCUGCAAGUAUAAGAGCACUGAAUUAUGAAGCAAUAUGUAGUGGUUGAGAAAGUCCAAGUAAGUUGGAACAGCCAGGAUUUAGUAUUUGAGGAAAAAGAGGAAAUGAAGCAAGAAAGCCAAGCAAGAUCGGGUUACAAAGGGGCCUGUGAGACAUGAUAAAAUGCUUGGAUCUUAUCCUGAAGACCAGGGGAAGCCACUGAAGGAUUUUCAAAUGGAGAGAAAAGGGAUCAGAUUUACAUUUCAGAAAGAUUAUUCUUACAUCAGACUGGAAGGUGGGUGGGUUAGAGGGGAGACUACAGGUAAAGAUACCAAACAGGAGCCUAGUUUAGGAAUUCAGGGAAAGUUGAUUGAAGAGUAGGCCGGAGGCAGGGUAGGUACAAGCUGACAGAUCAGACAGCACUAGAGGAAACAGAAUAGACUAUUGUAUAGAUGUGACAUAGAAUAGAAUAGAUGUGGUUAGAUGAGGUAGAUGAAGAAGUUGAGUCAAGGAUGACACCAGGUUUGUGCUUAAAUGAAGUAAUUCCAUUCAUAAAGAAUCCUUCCAUUAACAGAAUAGCAGAGGAGAAGCAGAUCUGAAAUUACUAUGAUGAACUUUGUUGAAAACAUACUAUUCGUGGCAAAGACCUAUCUUGUGAACAGGGAAUAUACGUUACAGUUGUGUGAGCUUAGAGGCUAUAUGUAAGCUAGCAAUACAGAUGUGAGAGUCACACACAUACUUGAGAAUAGAAGCAAUUGGACUAGAUAAGAUUUCCAACAACAACAACAAAAUACAGAGUAUGAGAAAAAUAAGGCCUAGGAUAGAGCCAACAUUCAAAGACCAGACAGAGAGAAAGCCUUCCUAGGACAGGAAAAGAAGAACUACAACUAGAACAUUGGUGUCUCAAAAUCUAGGGGAGGAGAAUGUCAAAAAUAUCUAUUUGUGUGUAUCUCCCUCAGCAGAUUGUGAAUUCUUAGGAGCAGACCCUAGAUAAUUUUUAUAUUGUCAGAACCUAAUGCUGGCCAGGCUCCAGAGCAGUGGUUUAAUGAGUAUCUUUGGCCACUGGACUUGGGAAUUAUUCGGGUGUUCACUAUUGACCUCUGACAGAGCAGUGUCUUGAGAGGGUCAAAAGACCAUAAAACAACUCAAGUUAAGUGGCAAUGAAAAGAGAAGACAGGCCAGAGAUAUGCAGCACCCUGAGAGGAAAACAUUUAUGUUUGUGCCUUCCCUCCAACUAAAUUCAUAUGUUGAAAUCCAUUAGGAUUUGAUGUGGUGGUGUUAGGAGGUGAGCCUUUGGGUAGAGUUCUCAUGAACAGGAUUAGUGUUCUUAUAAAAGAGAUCCCAUACAGAUCUCUUGCCCCAUCCACUAAUUAGGGACACUGUGAGAAGACACCUUCUAUGAACAAGGACUAUGGCCCUCACCAGAAUCCGGCCUUGCUGGCACCUUAAUCUUGGACUUCCCAGUCUCCAGAACCAUAAGAAAUACACUUUUGUUAUUUCUAAGCUACCUAUUCUGUGAUCUGUUAUUAUAGCAGCAUGAAGACACUAUUACAAUUUUGUAGUGAGUAUUUCUGCCAGACACUAUUACAAUUUUGUAGUGAGUAUUUCUGCCAGUCCUUAGUCACACAGACAGACACUAUAGGUUGAAAGAAAAGUCCAAAAUCAUAGGUUGAAGGCAAAGGGUGGAGGGAGGAGAGCUUUCUCAUUCCCCAUUGUGGUUUCCAUGCCUCCUCCACCUCUAAGUAAACCCCUUCUCUUGAGAAUUGACAUUAGUUUCACCACCUUCUCCUGAUGUUCUUGGCUUUAGCUACUAAGGCCUAGACCCCUGCUGGCCCAACCCACAGGAAGUAAGUUGGCAGGUUUGCAGUUCAAGGCCAUAUACCUUUGAGGGGAAAACACCCCUGAGCUGGUCAAAAAAUGAAUCAUUAAAUUCAGUCAAUGAGAGACCUAAAAGGAUGAGCUAAAAUACCAUUCAUUCAAAGUACAACUGAGAAGUCAACAUGGGGCUACAGAGAUAGAAGCAAGUACUGAGAAGUCAAAGUCCUCUCUGUAGGAGUCUUACAACUGAGAACCAGCUGCCCUGUUUUUUAUAACAUGCUGGGUGAUUCAUGAUGGGCUAAUUGGGGGUGGAGGUGGGGAAAGAUAGCUUCUGGCUACAUAUUUAGUGAAGUCUUAGGACCAGAGUCUUGUUCACCAUCCCAAGAUCUGCUACCAUCCCAUUCAUGUGCUUACCUUAUCCAAAUGCAUGCCCCAUUCAAGACUGUGGUCCCAUAGUUCCUCAUUUUUCUCUCCUCCUGAAACCCAUCCAUUUAGCCCACUCUGUUUACCAGGUUUUUAACCCUUUCAUGAGCAGAUUUGCUUUACCCAUGAAAUUUUAUCCUCCAGAAUUUCGGUCUAUAAACCCACUUUCUUGCCUCUGGCUCUCUUAUUCCCUUGCACACAUAUCAAACUUUCAAACUCUUAUAACUCCAGUCUUUUGAACUCUUCUUUCUCUGUGUAUCAGGUCUUUCUUCCUUUCAACCUAUGAUCCAACAUUUCAUCCAUUCUCAUGGCAACCCCUAUUCAACCCCAUGUCUUUCCCACCCACUCACAAAUCAUCAGAUUUCCCUAUUCCUGUGUCCUCAUCAAUGAGAGGGCACCUAUGAACAAAUAUAUAUAUAUAUAUAUAUCACAAAGCCAAUAGAAUGGAAAUCAGCAGAGCUGGGCCCUGAACAAAAUUCAGUAAGCCUGGAUUGCUCAAGCCUGUCAUCUCUUUGACUCCAGCUAACUUUCUCAAACUUCCCUUAAACUCUUUAGAUCUUCACCUCUUACUAUCAGCACACCCCCCUCGCCCCUCAAAAAGUGUAUACUCUGUAGACAUAGUCUCCUCAAUUUUCUACCGUCUUGACCCUUAUGUGCAUCCAGAAAUUAGGCAAUUAGUUGAAUAUCUAUUUACUGAAGACACUGCAUCCAAUGAUCAAGUUAUGUAAACGUCAACUCACCAAGUUUUCCAAAUUUAUCAACUUUGAAAACAUUUGCUUUUGAACACCCAAAUCCAAUUUGUUAAAAUUAUCAAUUUAUCAAAAAUUUGUUUCUAUCAAUAUUAUCUAUAGUAAUUGAGAUUCAUAGUAAUUGUGUUGCAUGAAAAGCUUAGUAAUUUUGUGAAUUCUCAUCU